AUGCUCCUCCUCGACUACCAGAACCUGCUCAUAGAGAGCCAGCUGCGAGAACGCUUAAAGCCCGACGCAACCCCCACAACCCUCGACCAAAUUGUCUCCGACUUCGACAACACCACCUUCCAUCUCUCCACCCCCGAAUCAAAAUCCCGCCUCUUAAUCUCCCUCUCCAUAAAAUGCUUCCCCCAACUCCUGCAAUACGGCGCCCAAUCCGUGCUCGAACGCGAAUACGGCCCCUACAUUGUCACUCCACCCGAAUCCGGCUACGAUUUCAGCGUACAACUCGACCUGGAAAACUUACCCUCAAGUCCCGAAGAACGAGACGACUUGGUCCGACGGAUAAGUCUGCUCAAGCGCAACGCAAUGGCUGCGCCUUUUGAGCAGGCGUUUGAUGAGUUUGCGAGUCUGAGCGAGCAGGCGAAGGGAUAUACUUCUGAAUCUGCCCCUCAGGGUGUUAGGGAGGGAGGGGAGGUGCGGGCGAUUCAGUAUAGAGAAGAAGAGGCGAUUUAUAUCAAGGCUAGUCAUGAUCGAGUGACGGUCAUAUUCUCGACCAUUUUCCGCGAGGAGACGGAUCGGGUGUUCGCCAAGGUGUUUUUGCAGGAAUUCGUCGAUGCGCGGAAACGCGGCGUACAGAAUGCUCCGCAAGUCCUCUCUCGCGACGAGCCGCCGUUGGAAUUACAGGGCAUGCCUGGGCUGAAGGGGGCGAAGGGGGAGGUCACAUACGUUACGUUCGUCCUCUUCCCCCGCCACCUAACCCCCCAACGCCGCGACGAAGUCAUCUCCCACAUCCAGACCUUUCGCGAUUACUUCCACUACCACAUCAAGGCUUCCAAGGCGUAUAUUCAUUCGCGCAUGCGGAGACGGACGGCGGAUUUCUUGCAAGUACUGAGACGAGCGAGGCCGGAGACGGAGGAGGCGGGGGCGAGGGAGAGGAAGACGGCUAGUGGUCGGGCGUUUAGGGUGCAGGCGUAG
This is a messenger RNA of Baudoinia panamericana UAMH 10762, 969 nucleotides long. RefSeq lists its product as uncharacterized. Gene Ontology annotation, cellular component: Arp2/3 protein complex; actin cytoskeleton. Gene Ontology annotation, molecular function: structural constituent of cytoskeleton; actin filament binding. The record is from RefSeq and is a predicted model, not a curated record. Gene Ontology annotation, biological process: Arp2/3 complex-mediated actin nucleation; actin filament polymerization. Lineage: Eukaryota; Fungi; Ascomycota; Dothideomycetes; Mycosphaerellales; Teratosphaeriaceae. Bases 1 to 969 code for a protein of 322 amino acids. The transcript is spliced from 3 exons.